This is a messenger RNA of Phoenix dactylifera (date palm), 4297 nucleotides long. RefSeq lists its product as uncharacterized. Lineage: Eukaryota; Viridiplantae; Streptophyta; Magnoliopsida; Arecales; Arecaceae. The record is from RefSeq and is a predicted model, not a curated record.
UGAUAAAUGGAGUAGUGUUUGAUUGUUCCUCAAUGAACCCACUUUUCAACCAGAUAAUAUUAGGCUACAUUUCAGAUUAUAGGAUGAUUUAACUAUUUCCUUCUAGGCAGCAGAAAACUCUCUCUGAGCCAUCAUGUGGAGGCAAUUGGCCUAUGAGAUGGUGUAAUUGGCCAUGUUGAUGGCCAGGUCAGAAUACAAUUUGUACAUAGAAGCAUUCCUUGACAUGGCAUAUAAGAUCAAAAUAACUUUCAGAUGAAGUAUGCCACCAAUAUUUAAAAGCACUACAUGACAUGAUACUCAAUUUAGUCGUCGAUAAGAGGUAGGUGAAAUCUCCUAGUGUUGACACUAGAGAUUUAGAUUUGAUUUUCACCUUCAUCCAAUAAACUUGAUUCAGGUAUUUUCUCUCACAAACUUAGAUUCCCAUGUUCUAAAUUUAUGUCCAUAUUAAUUUGAAUAAUUUUUUUUGGUACAAAUUUUGAAUAAAAAUUUUCAUAGUUGAAAAACUUCUACAAAUAUCAUUAAUUAAGGAUCUAACUGAAAGAACUUCACCUCCCAAGCAAUGAAGUAAAAAACUAUAUGAUCAUGAUGCAUCAUAAUACUUGGACAAUUUGUUUAAUAGAAUUUUUUUUUGGAGCGAAUUUAGAAUAAUGCCAAUAUCCACAAAGUAAACAAUACCGACCAAGCUAUAUUUAUAAAUCAAUCAACAUUGUUACAACGCCAAAUAAAUCAAUCCACACAUCUAGAGCACAUAAUUACCUCUCUUUUUAUGUAUAUCGUGUGACGAUACAAUUUACACAAGAAUACGACAUAAUCUAUUUAUGUGCUCCCUUUUCUAUAUAGAACAAAGAUAUGAUACCUCAUGGAUGAUUCCACAUAGCAAACAUGCAGGAUUUCCAAUCACUAAAAAUUUAAUUAUGAUUUUUUUUUAAAAAAUUUUAGAGCUAUACGCUGUUCAAAAGUCCCAUAAAGAAGAAAACAGAGAGCCUACCUCUCACCAAGAGCCUCUUUUGUUGUUUCACCGUUGUAUGCAUCGUUCCCCGUCUUACACAGCCUUCUUCCCCACCUUUCCCUCUCUCUCUUUCUCUCUUUCCGAUGAUCCGCGUCGGCAGUGGGGCCUCUGGCAACUACGGCCCGCCGGCUGCGGCGGCGGCGCCUGCCGCCUUGUCUUCCUCCACCCUCUCGCCGCUCGCCCCGCCUUUCACCGUCGCCUCGACGAUCAACCUCUCCCCUGCGCACCCACCUCCGCCCGCCCACCAACUCCCCUCCUCCCAGCCCUUUCUGGGCUUCCCUGGAAACCCCUCCGAGUGGGCCCCUGCCGCCGACGCCGCCGCCGCCUCUUCGUCCUCUCGUCUGUCUUCCCCCACCGCCGUCUCCUACCUCUCCUCCCCGAGCACCGGCGUCAUCAAGAACUCCUAUUACACCCGAUACCCUCCCAGCAUGCCGAGUUCCGGCUUUGAUCCCGUCGAGCCCCCACCGGAAUACAAGGGUUAUGCGGGGGUUGGGGUGGGCCCGUGGAACGGGCCGUUCGAUGGAAGGGAUGUCGGGCUGGGGAAGGUUCUUGAUGGGGUUUCUUCGUGGAUGGAUCCUUCCUCGGGCUAUAGGGUCCCGUCUCUUCAGAAAGCAAGAAAAGUAUGCUUUGGAUCAGAAACCUCUGAAUGGCUUCCUAGGAAGCAGUCAACAAUUUAUGAUGAAAGUACAGCGUACCCUUAUAAUUUUUCUGGGUCAUCAGUUUUGGCUCCAAGUGCAUUACUUCAAGGAAUGUCUUAUUCUCAGAUACCAGAUUCAACUUCUGUGGAGUCAUGCAAUACCUUUAUUUCAAGUUCUUCUUAUGAUAGAUAUAUGGCACAACUUGAUUCAUUUUUGACUACUCCCAUGUCUUACUAUCAAGCUACGACAUGUUCUACCUCAGGCCAAGCAUAUGCACCUUCAUCCUUAACAAUUAGUUCAACCUUGGAUUGUAAAAAUAGAUAUUCAACGGCUCAUCAGGCGGUUCCACAUAAGAUGAUUGACACGGGCAAUGUAGCAUCCAAGCAAAAGGGGCCAAAUAUCGAUCAGUUUAUUAGAGGUAAAAUGGGUCAGAAUGAGAAGACCAGAGCAGAUUACAGUGCAAAUAAGAGUACUGUUACGACUGCAAACUAUGAAAAACAAUUGCCUUCUGACAACAAUUUAUCUACUGAAAAUUUUAUGGAUUAUUCUGCCGAGGGAGAUUCUGGGUUGAAAAUCAAACAGUUGAAAAUUUCUGAUGCUUCAAACUCUGCAUAUCAUUCUGCAGAACCUGAAGAUUCCAUGCAAAGUUCUUCAGAAACACUUGAUGAGGUCUAUCUUGCUGUGGAUUCACCAUGUUGGAAAGGAACUCCAGCCUCUCAACAGUCACCAUUUAGAGAUGGAAAAUCAGUAUGUCUUCAGCCUGUAAAUAAGGAAUUAAAAGAUCACACUGAUUUGGAUAAAGGUCAAAAGCAUCUUCCUGACAGUGUUGCAUAUUCAGGAACAGCUGAACAAGUUGGAAAUUUGAUUUGUGGUGAGAACAGAAAAAAAUCUUCUGUUUCUGUGGUAGAGGUAUCUUCUUCGGUUAUUUUGUCAAACAUGCAGCAGAGAUCUGAAAAUGACUAUAAGAUAGGGUCAGAUUAUGAAAAGGAUGCCAAUAGAAGGGAUCUUCAAUGUGCAGAUAACCAUAGAGAACAGACAAAUGUAGUUAGGAAAGACCAGGAAAUUGAUUCUGAAGCAAAAGAUGGUGGUGCAACACAAUGCAAUCAAAAGGAAAGUAUUGCUGUUCACCAUUUCACAUCAGCUAAUGGAAAUGUCAAUCUUGAUAAAGGUUCAUCUUCAUCGCAAUUGAAAAACAUACAUCUUCUUAUUAGGGCCUUGCAUUCUUCCUCGAAGCUUCUCUUAUCUACUGACUGGAGUGAUGACAGUGAAUUGGAAGAAGAUGACUGCAGGCUCCUCCAGCUAGCAAUUCAAAAUCUCGAAGCAUUUGUGUUGAGGAACAAAAUGGGUUCUGUUGAGGGCAGUUCUCGGGUUUCUAGGCUAGAGGCUGCUUGUUCUCAGAAUACAGGUCUAAAGACUGAUGUUAUAUGCCAGAGCAACAUGAACAAGAUGGGCGAGAUGAAAGCUAACAUGCAUUGGGUUGGGGGUAGUAUGGAGACCGGUGAGUUUCAGCACUUCAUUUCCCAAGGUUGUGACAUAAAUUUGAGGAAAGUCAAUGGGAUGAUGCAGGACCUAGGGAAUGUUCUAGAGAAAACUUUCUCUGAGGGGGACGACAACUCACAGAUGCUGUUAUAUAAGAAUCUGUGGAUUGAGGCAGAAGUUGCAAUGUGUAGACUGAAAUAUGAGCUUCAGCUUGCUCGCAUGAAGAUUGAGGUGGACAGCCGUAAGUGCCAGGCAAAAGGUAAGCCCUGCCAAGUGACUCUAUCACGAAGCCCAAGCACCUUGCAUGGUGUUGAUGGACAUUACACGCCACUGAAGGCCAAGGAGAGCUCGUUUUGUGUUACAUCUCCCCUCUCGGGUGAUGAAGAUAAGAAAAGUUCCAGAAAACCUCAAAAAGCACUUCCUAUGCUUUCAACAAGUGAGGACACAUCAGAGGAUUUUGAAGCAUCUGUAAUGACUCAAACAAGAGCUCUUAAGCAACAGACUGAUAUUUGGAAUUCUGGGAACUUUGAAGAACAGCUGAAGCUUUUUGCCUUGUUGGAUUUUGGAGUUUGCUCAGGAACCAAAGAGACUCUGCGCAGUCCUUGUUCUGAUAGUGAAGAUAAUUUGGGGUUGAAGCACCUAUCCACAACACUUGCUGAUUUAGGUUUCACAGAGAGUCCAUCAUAUCUGAAAGAUGGACCUAGAAGUUCAGGUUCAGUUGUGAAGAGAGAGCAUUCUGACGCAAACAAGAAUGAAGAAAUUGGACUGGCUUCAAGUAUUUCUGGAAAUGCAGCGUUCAGAGGAUUCUGUUUGAACUCUUUUGGUGGAAAGAUGAUUCAGCCAUCUAUAACAAACAAGCAGGGGAUGUGGUUUCUCACGGGUGGAUAUGAUAGCCCCCCAUCUGAAUGGGAGCAUGUGCUGAAGGAGGAAUUUUUGUAGCUCCAGAGCAGUCUCCACUCUAGUUUUUGGACUUAGCUGAGGACUUGAAAAACUUGUAAAUACAAACAAUGCAUUUUGAUGAUUUUAUAUGGAAUUGUUUCGAGCAUGUAUAGUGAAACUGCAGUAUUCGUUGGUGUUUUUUCGAAUGAAACAGUAUUACACAUUGUAAGAAGCAAAGUGUUGAACAUAUGAACGUUUGCUAAAUGGACUGCUUUUUUGAAAGAUGACUGCA